AUGGCUUUGAACUUAAAAUAAUUUAUGAAAAAUCCAUGUUAAGCAGUUUCCCGAAGAACUCCCUUCAGAACGGUUGUUAAGUUUUUGAAAAAGAAUAAGAUUCGGUUAAAGUAUUACAACAUUUUUUAGAGGGAAACUGGACUAACCUUCAAGAUUUUAAUUCGAACCCCUUUACGACUGAAGUGAUAACAAAAUAAAUCCUCACCAUGGGGGACAUGUUCCGGAGUGAGCAAAUGCUCCUUUGCCAAAUGUUUAUACAACCAGAAUCGGCAUACAACUCAGUUUCAGAAUUGGGAGAAGCUGGGUGUGUCCAAUUUCGUGAUUUAAACGAUGGCGUCAGUUUAUACCAACGAAAAUUCGUCACCGAAGUACGUCGCUGUGAUGAAUGGGAGCGAAAAAUUCGCUACAUUGAAACCGAAUUGAAAAAAGAUGGAAUUGUUUUAAAAGAAAUCAUCGACGAUAUACCACGUGCACCAAAUCCAAGAGAAAUCAUCGAUUUAGAAGCACAUUUGGAAAAAACCGAAAAUGAAAUUCUCGAAAUGGCUCAAAACGAAGUUAAUUUAAGAUCAAAUUUCUUAGAACUUACCGAAUUACGUCAAGUUUUAGAAAAUACUGAAGCUUUCUUUGAUGAUCAAGAAGUUCUGAAUUUAGAUGCAAGUCGUAAAAGUAUAACUGGUGAAGAUUUCAUUGCCAAUCAAAAUCGUGGCCGUUUAGCUUUUGUUGCUGGAGUUAUUAAACGGGAACGUAUAUAUUCCUUUGAGAGAAUGUUGUGGAGAAUUUCGAGAGGAAAUGUUUUUCUAAAGCGUGCUGAUUUAGAGCCUACAAAAGAUCUAGCCACUGGACAUAUGAUUCACAAAACUGUCUUCGUUGCUUUCUUCCAAGGAGAAGAACUGAAAAAUCGCAUCAAGAAAGUUUGCGCUGGAUUCCAUGCAUCCAUGUAUCCAUGUCCAAGUUCACAUAAUGAACGCAUGGAAAUGAUCAAAGGUGUUCGAACACGUUUGGAAGACUUGAAAUUGGUUCUAAGUCAAACCGAUGAUCAUCGAGCAAGAGUGUUGGCUACUGUAUCAAAGAACUUACCAACCUGGACCAUCAUGGUUAAAAAAAUGAAAGCCAUUUACUACACUUUAAACCUCUUUAACGUCGAUGUAACCCAAAAAUGCUUGAUCGGUGAGUGUUGGGUCCCUACCAAUGACUUGACAAUCGUUCAAAAAGCCCUAGCCGAUGGCUCAGCACAAGUCGGAAGCUCAAUUCCAUCGUUUUUGAAUGUUAUCAAGACUAACGAACCUCCACCGACUUACAAUCGUACCAAUAGAUUCACUCAAGGCUUCCAAAACCUCAUCGAUGCUUAUGGAAUAGCUUCCUACCGUGAAGCUAACCCGGCCUUGUAUACAAUCAUAACUUUCCCAUUCUUGUUCGCUGUGAUGUUUGGAGACGUUGGACACGGUUCGAUUAUGCUCCUUUUCGGAGCAUGGAUGUGCAUUUGGGAAAAGAAACUAUCAAGAACACGAGGCGGUGGCGAGGUCUGGAAUAUCUUCUUCGGUGGACGUUAUAUAAUUUUACUCAUGGGCAUGUUUUCCAUUUACACGGGAUUCAUCUAUAACGAUUUAUUCUCGAAAUCCAUGAAUAUAUUUGGAUCAGUUUGGGUAAAUAAUUUCACAUCCUCUGAUAUGAUCUUACCGUAUCCAUCUUUGCAAUUCAAUCCGACAAAUUUCACCGAAGGUGUAUAUCCUUUCGGAAUGGAUCCCAUCUGGCAGCUGGCUGAGAACAAAAUUAUCUUCCAAAAUUCCUACAAAAUGAAAUUGUCCAUCAUUUUCGGAGUUACUCACAUGUUGUUUGGUAUUUUUAUGAGCACAAUAAAUCAUGUGCAUUUCCGAAAAUGGUCAAACUUAUUCUUUGACUUUGUACCACAAGUUUUGUUCUUGGUGCUUUUGUUCGGUUACAUGGCAUUUAUGAUGAUCUUUAAGUGGUUCAAGUACGAUGCCAAGACUUUAAUUCAAGAAAAUACUCCAGGAUGUGCUCCAUCGGUGUUGAUUAUGUUUAUUAAUAUGAUGCUUUUGGGUCACAAUAAACCACUGCCAGGGUGUAAGGAGCUUAUGUUCGAGGGACAGGGUUUGUUGCAGAAUGUAUUUUUGGUAGUGGCAGUGAUUUGUAUACCUUGGAUGUUGUUGGCGAAGCCUAUAUAUCUUAUGAUAACUCGAGGUAAACCAAGGGUUCAUCGCGAUGAAGAUGACGAUAGCUCGAUGAUGGUUGGGGAACAUGAAGAUGAACCAAUGAGUGAGAUUUUGAUUCAUCAAGCUAUCCAUACAAUUGAGUAUGUUCUGAGUACAAUUUCACAUACUGCUUCUUAUUUGCGUCUUUGGGCUUUAUCGCUGGCUCAUGCUCAACUUUCUGAAGUCCUUUGGGGUCAACUUUUGAAUAUUGGAUUUGGAUUUUCGUCACCUGUUAUUGGUUCCAUAGCAAUUUGGGUGAUUUUUGCUAUUUGGGCAUUCUUUACAAUGGCUAUAUUGGUUAUGAUGGAAGGAUUAUCAGCAUUUUUGCAUACUUUGCGAUUGCAUUGGGUGGAAUUCAUGAGCAAAUUUUAUGGUGGUUUGGGUUAUAUAUUUACACCAUUUAGCUUUGAAAAACUUCUAAGUGAAGAAGAAGAAGAUUGAUUUAUAUUGAAAUUAUUUUUAUUAAAGAAAGUCUCGAUAUUAUCAAAAUCUAAAAAAACAUUAAGUUUUUAAUAAAAUUUUUAAUAAAUU
Molecule: messenger RNA, 2741 nt
Organism: Episyrphus balteatus (marmalade hoverfly)
Lineage: Eukaryota; Metazoa; Arthropoda; Insecta; Diptera; Syrphidae
Product: V-type proton ATPase 116 kDa subunit a 1-like
Exons: 6
Coding region: 207-2651 (814 amino acids)
Biological process (GO): proton transmembrane transport; vacuolar acidification
Cellular component (GO): vacuolar proton-transporting V-type ATPase, V0 domain; plasma membrane; vacuolar proton-transporting V-type ATPase complex
Molecular function (GO): proton-transporting ATPase activity, rotational mechanism; ATPase binding
Source: RefSeq, a predicted model, not a curated record